AUGUCUCACAGACCUCUGGACAUGCUCAAGAAGGAGCAUCGCGCAGCAGACCGCGCUCCUCACCUUCGCACUCGCAAGAAUGGUCCCAUGACCGACACCAUUGACGGGCUCGACACCAUAGGUGGUGUCUACCACCAUGGCGGCCCGUAUGACGCCACUUUGGCGUCGCGCAACCGCAACAAGCAGUACGCCCCAGUUGAGGCCGUCAAGGAAUCAAACGAGGAGGCUUUGAGAGCAACUCCCCGUGAAUAUAUCCAAGAUUCCCUUACCAAGCAUGUUCCUCUUCAAGGAACCGGCACCGUCCCCGUCGGCAGCAGCGACAUGCGCGGCAACGUUAUGAACUAUGAGGAGGGAGCGGACCUCAUGCGCGAGCCUGACGCGCAGGGCGGUGCUUACAAACGAUGGGAUGGAAUCCCGUACCACCCUGAUGAUCUCAAAGGAAAGGGCGAGCCUUCGUACACCUACGAAAGAGAUCUUAAGGAGAAGAAGCGCAUGCGCAAGGCGUCCCUCGGCAACGGCCCUGUUGAGUAUGAGAUGCAUCCCGGUGCCAACAGCCAGUCACGAAAGAAUCUCGGUGCCACGGUUCGUCAGCGUAGCGUGAGCAAUGUCGCCGACGGGAGGCCCGGCCCAUCAGAGACGCCCGCCGGACAGUCGAACAGCGCAGAUGUGCGCCGUCACAACAGCACUGGCAAGCGUCUUAGUGACGGUCUGAAGCGCCGCUUCGGAAGUAUUCGUCGAAAACAUCAAGCUGCAGCCUAG
Colletotrichum chrysophilum is the source of this 759-nucleotide messenger RNA. RefSeq lists its product as uncharacterized. The transcript is spliced from 2 exons. Gene Ontology annotation, cellular component: cytoplasm. Lineage: Eukaryota; Fungi; Ascomycota; Sordariomycetes; Glomerellales; Glomerellaceae. Bases 1 to 759 code for a protein of 252 amino acids. The record is from RefSeq and is a predicted model, not a curated record.